AAUUGAGUUUCUGAAUUCUUCUUUAUUAAGCAAGGGGCAGAUUUUUCUCAUAGACUUUGCAUACCUUGUAUAUCUCUCAUUCCACACUUUCCAGGAAAAAAGCUUCGAAUUUUCCUCCAAACCACCACUCCCAUUUUUUUUUAUACAAGCACAACUUCUCAAUCUUGUUAAGCAAAGAGAAUGGGGCAGCAGCAAUCCAAAGACGAGCUGCUGUAUCAGCAAGUGAAUUGCGGUAACACAGAAGGAAUCAAAGCUCUUUGUAAGGAAGGCGCGGGCCUCGAGUGGAUUGAUGGAGAUGGUAAAACGCCAUUGAUAUUAGCGUGUCUGAAUCCUGAGCUCCACCAUGUGGCUAGAACUUUGAUAGAGCUCGGUGCUAAUGUUAAUGCUUACCGGCCUGGUCGUAAUGGCGGGACUCCUUUACAUCAUGCAGCAAAAAGAGGCCUUGAUAGUACUGUUAAGUUACUUCUUUCUCAUGGAGCAAACGCAUUUGUAUUGAAUGAUGAUUGUCAAACUCCACUUGAAGUUGCUAGGGCUAAAGGCUACAAUGAUGUUGUUCGUACAAUUGAGAAUCAUAUUUGCUUAUUCUCUGGUUGGAUGCGGGAAUUCUAUGGGCCAGGAUUUCUAGAAGUGCUAGCCCCUCGGUUUGUUUCCAGAAAAGUUUGGGCAGUUAUCUUACCAAUUGGUUCCCGUCACCCUAUUAGGCCUUUCAAGUUGGAGCUUGCCAUAUAUUCCAGUUCACAGGAUGCCCAACCACGUACACUGAUUGCAUUGUGGAAAGCUAAUUUGGAGGAACCAAAACUUCACCAUUCUGAUACUUCAGUGAUAAUCGUCAACAAUGCCACCAUCCCAAGAGGCAGGAGGAGGAGACGAGCGAGGCAUAGGCCUCAAACAGUUAGGCAAACACGCAUUAGACUUGCACCUGCAAAUGAAGGUGAUAAGCAGCAGCUUCAGUGGUUCUGUGAUGCAUGCAAAGGAAUUCCACAGGCAAUGCAUCCUCCUGCAUUUCUAAAUAAUUCUGAGUCUUCAACCAUUCAAGCAACAGCCCCUCCAUCUGGAGAAGAGUUAGAAUUAGCAAUGGCAAUCAAUGCCUCCAUCCAGUCUGCUAUGGCAGAGGCACCAGUUAAUGAUACUUACUCUGGUGAAGCAAGUGCUUCCACAAGUUGGAAUGUGCAUGCUGGCAGUCAAAGUGCUCCUCCUUCAAAAGCAACUAGUAAUUUUUGGACCGCAAAUGAAGCUGGCCCUGGUGGCAAUUCAACUCAGCAAGUGAUCCAGAAUACUAACAUCCCUACUGUGCAGACAGCUACUCAAGCCCUUGAUUCAGUCCCAUCAGCUACACCCAUCAUAGAUGAGAUUGUAGAAGACAGUCCAAUUCACUAUCCAUCAAUUGAUUCUAGUCCUAUUGAAAUGUCUUCCCCACCUGUGAACUUAACAGCUAGUACAGGUGAAAAGAGAGAAGAUGGUGCUUCUUCAUCUUGCAUUAUAUGUUUGGAUGCUCCAAUUGAGGGGGCAUGCAUCCCAUGUGGCCAUAUGGCUGGUUGCAUGUCUUGUUUAAAGGAGGUCAAAAGAAAGAAAUGGGGUUGCCCUGUGUGUCGUGCCAAGAUUGACCAGGUUAUAAGGUUGUAUGCUGUUUGAAUGUUCAAACAGAAUGAGAAAGCUGUUAAUGAUAAGUAUGCUUCAGGCACCUCAGAGAUUUUUUUUAUGCUUUUCUAUACACAUAUAUACGUUUAAUCCUUUGAUUUCACCCUGAAAUAUCUGAAUGAAUAUGUUUUCUUUUU
This is a messenger RNA of Hevea brasiliensis (rubber tree), 1775 nucleotides long. RefSeq names its product putative E3 ubiquitin-protein ligase XBAT35. NCBI's taxonomy places the organism in Eukaryota, Viridiplantae, Streptophyta, Magnoliopsida, Malpighiales, Euphorbiaceae. Bases 181 to 1632 code for a protein of 483 amino acids. The record is from RefSeq and is a predicted model, not a curated record. The transcript has 10 exons. Gene Ontology annotation, molecular function: protein binding.